UCGUUGUAAGGCUAUCUAUGGAAGACAAUUCUUCCCGCAAGAGUUGCUUGUCGCAAACCUCACACAUGUACUAUAUGCUUUUGCCAAUAUUGAUCCAGAAUCUGGAGCUGUGUAGGCUAUUAAAUCUCCACCGUAUAAUGGUUGUUAAUCGAUCCUAGAUAUUUGUCGGAUCUCUGGGCAGAUAUAAAUGCACCAUUGCUAGGGAAUUCUUCACAAAGCUCCGAUGCUAAUCUCUAUGGCUGUUUUCAGCAGAUGUAUAUCUUGAAGAAACAAAAUAGAAAUCUCAAGGUACUACUAUCUAUAGAGGUUGGACAUACUGUGAGAAAGUUGGAAUUAUAGGCCAAAUACAUAAAGGUUUUUAACUAGUCAAUCACAUGACCUCCUGUAGUUAGAUAUAAAAGAAGAGCUUUUUGCCUCUUCUUUUCACAAUAACCAACCUUCUACAUAUAUACAUUUGAACCCACAUAGCAUCAACCCCAAAACCAUUGUGAAUCCCGUUUUCUCUAUAAGUGACGUGUUACAAUGUAAUCUAAUUCAGCUUUCUCUUCCAAUUCCCUCCUCACAGCGUGCUAUCGGGACGCACGUAUCUCGACCUACCACUUUUACAAUACUCUUCAAACUUUCCUGCAGCCGCAUCUACUAUUUCCAAAAGAGCUACAUUUGCGUCAUCCGUAGUUUCUCUAGUUCAAAAUCUAGGUUUAGAUGGGAUUGAUGUUGAUUGGGAAUAUCCCUCAGAUGAUAUUGAGGCAAAUGAUUUCGUAUUAUUGCUCCAAGAAGUCAGAGAUGCUCUUGAUAGAUUUGGUGACUCGUUACAGAGCCCUUAUUAUUUUCUCCUUACUGUUGCAAGUCCAGCCAGUCCUGCUGUAUGUCAAAAUUGGCAACUAUCGGAAAUGGAUCAGUAUGUGGAUUUCUGGAAUUUCAUGGCCUAUGAUUACUCUGGUCCUUGGAGCACUGUUUCCGCUCAUCAAGCAAAUCUAUCUCCUUCCGGAAAUGGGUCAACUCCAUUUAAUACACAAACGGGCAUCAGCUAUUACAUUGCUCGCGGUAUUACUUCAGCCAUGAUUGUUUUAGGGAUGCCUAUAUAUGGAAGAUCAUUCGAGCAAACGAAUGGAUUAGAUCAAAGCUUUCAGAUGUCGGACAGGGAACCUGGGCUUCUGGAGUCUAUGAUUAUAAGGUAUUACCUUUAGCAGGGGCUACGGAGGUAUACGAUAAGAAGAUCGGCGCUAGUUAUAGCUGGGAUACUUCAAAAGGAGAAAUUAUCAGCUACGAUAAUCCUAUGGUCGCUAUUCAAAAAGCCGAAUGGAUUCAAUCCAUGAACCUUGGUGGCGCAAUGUGGUGGGAAACUAGUGCUGAUGGACGAGGUUCCAGAAGUCUCAUCGGAAGUGUGAUGAGUGUUCUUGGAGGUCAUAUACAAAACGUAACAAACCAGCUAUCAUUUCCAAACUCCACUUACGCCAAUAUUAGAAACGGUAUGCCUGGAUUUUCAAAGUUGCCUUUAUUCAGUAUUACAAGCCCGAAAACCAGCACUUGCUAUUCAACGAAAGCGUACACAAGUUCGGGCUUGGAUAUUCCAUCCAGUCUUUUAGACAUCACUACUACCAGUUCACCUUUGGAGGCCACAACCGCCGUCGGUUCAUCCCAAGGAACCACAACCACCAGUUCAUCCCAAGGAACCACAACUGUUUCAGAUAGUUCCUCUGUUACUAAUGUCUGUUCACUCGUCAGCGAUUGUUCCAUCGUUACAAAACUCUUUUCUUAUUCAACACCAACACCCAUAACUCUAACAUUUUGUAUAUGUAACAGUUUUUUUUUUGAUGUUCAUUAUGCUGUAUUAGGUGCAAGUACUACUACUUAUUGCGGUAAUACCUUUAUCGGUUCCUGUUGGUUUCACAAGAAUUAAUAACGGAAAAUUACCUAUUUCUACCACGAGGACGACAAUACUACCGAUACCAACCGAAAAGACUACUACAGCAAUAACAACGACAACAAUGUUAUCUCCAAAACGAAGAUCUGGAUGCAAUCCAAAUCUGGAAUGUUACACGAGUAGUACUAGGAUAGUAGGGCCUGGAUACUCACCUACGGGUUUGGUAUGUGCAACAGAUACCAAUAAUGAUCCAGUAUGUAUUGGGGAUUUUAUUUGUUUACAUACACAGUCUUGCACAACCAACGGAGACUGUGCUCAAGGAGAAGCAUGCAUCUUUGAUUGUUGUCCUUGUACUACGAAUGAUUCCACGUGCACAUCUCGGCAUUGUACACAAUUGAAAGCCGGAUGCUUGGAGUCAAACUAAAAUUAGAAUUAAGAUAAAAGAAGAAAGUAGUAGUCGCUGUAUCUUUAGAAUAGCAAGAUUGGCAGCCUUUAAAAGGCCUCAGAAAAUAUACGUCAAUUCCUCCCUCAGUCUGAUCACGGCUCGAUCAUCAUUACGACACGAUCAUCACAAGUUAAGCAGGGUAUACGAAUUCAUGUUCAGAGGCUAGAUGUCAGGGAAGGUCUUGAGAUUGUGUCUAAUAUGUCAGGGCGUAAGGGCAUUGAAAAGGGUAUGUUGGUAUAAUUGAUAGUGGGAACAAAGAUAAUACUAAUAAGGCAGAUUCUGAUGCUAUAGCACUCGUCAAGGAACUCGACGGCCUACCACUUGCUUUAUCUACAGCAGGGGUAUAUCUCGAGAACGUAACGACGAGCUUUUCGGAUUAUCUUCAGCUCUAUAAGACAUCAUGGUUGAAGCUUCAGAUGACAAGUCCCCUGUUGGAUUCCUAUGUAGAUCGUACACUAUGUACGACAUGGCAGAUCACUUUCGAUCGGAUCCAACAGCAGAAUAAAGCAUCAGCAAAACUACUCAAGCUAUGGGCAUAUUUUCAUCGACAGGACCUGUGGUUUGACCUCCUUCGGCAUGCAAACUCUGUAGACGAUGAAUGGAUCCAGAAGCUUACGAAGGACGAACUGAACUUUAAUGAGGCCAUCACUCUAUUAUGUACCUUCGGACUGGUUGAUCCAGACAGGUCUCCUCAGCAGCAGGUCGGGACUAGAGGGUAUAGUGUGCAUAGUUGUGUCCACUCAUGGAUAGUGUUUGUGCUUAACAAGGAGUGGGACAAGAGCCUUGCACAUCUGGCUUUAACCUGUGUGGCCUCGGAGGUUCCUGAUACAAAUGAAAAGUACUGGUGGCUCUCACAGCGGCGGCUCCUUCAACACGCAACACGACAGGCCUUCUUUAUAGAAGACGCCAAGGUAGAUAUAGACGGACUAUAUUGGGGGUUUCACAGCCUAGGCAACCUCUACAGAGACCAAGGCAAGCUAGCAGAGGCGGAGAAGAUGUAUCAUCGAGCGUUGGAAGGUAAAGAGAAGGCACUUGGACCAGACCAUACAUCAACACUCGAUACAGUCAACAACCUAGGCAACCUCUACAGAGACCAAGGCAAGCUAGCAGAGGCAGAGAAGAUGUAUCAUCGAGCGUUGGAAGGUAAAGAGAAGGCACUUGGACCAGACCAUACAUCAACACUCGAUACAAUCAACAACCUAGGCAACCUCUACUCUGACCAAGGCAAGCUAGCAAAGGCAGAGAAGAUAUAUCUUCGAGCGCUGGAAGGCAAUGAGAAGGCACUUGGACCAGACCACACAUCAACACUCGAUAUAAUCAACAACCUAGGCAACCUCUACUCUGACCAAGGCAAGCUAGCAGAGGCGGAGAAGAUGUAUCUUCGAGCGCUGGAAGGCAGUGAGAAAGCACUUGGACCAGACCACACAUCAACACUCGAUAUAAUCAACAACCUAGGCAGCCUCUACUCUAACCAAGGCAAGCUAGCAGAGGCGGAGAAGAUGUAUCUUCGAGCGCUGGAAGGCUAUGAGAACGCUCUUGGUCUUGAACUUGCCUCGUCUUAUCUACCGGCGUUGAAUACUAUGUUCAACUUUGGAGACCUCUUCUCGCAAACUGACCGGAAAGACAUGGCAAGGGCAAUGUAUAAUCGAGCAUUGUCUGGAUACACAACCGUCCAAGGGCCUUCCUCUAAAUGGUCUAGGCAGGUUGAAGAUCGGCUUCAAUCGUUGCAAGUUGCGUCUGCUGGGUCGAAUGUAGGUCGAAAUGAGUUUACAGAGCCUGAAGUAGCAAAUUCGAGGUCUUUGAAGCAGAAAAUCCGCAAGCUAGGAAGGUGGCUGAAAAUUAGAUAAGCUACAAGGGCUUCUUUCUUAUGGUUCUGCCAUUAACUUACAAGUAUUGAUGUAAUUAGAGAUAGCAGAUCUGACAUCUCUUUUAACUUCUGGUCCAGAAUCGACCGCCGUUGUAAUGACCCUGCAUAGCCAUUCUUCUCCUCACUAGCGCCGAACAAUAGAAGCUUACUAAGCUAUUGGCCGAUUUUGGCCGAGCUGCUGAUCGGUGCUGAAAAAGAUGAAAAGCGACAUUGAUUUCACUUCUGAAGAACAGUAUAGUAUCCUUUACAUUAUGCUUUUGUUUAUGCCCCAUAAGUGUCCUCACAGCUCAUCACUUUACCAUAGAACAGUAAGCCUCUUCGAUAUUCAGCCCUAGAGCCAAGAGGAAUCCCGCCUUUACAGUGAUGGAUAGAUCGCCAACGAAUUCCAUGAUGACCUGAUGACAGAAUCUGUAAGGGUUGUAAGAGUGCCAAGAGGAGCACGGUAUCAGCGCACCAGACCGCGAUGACCUAGCAAACACGUUGAGAAUAGCUCAGACGAUGACGACAGCAAAACAGCGGUGUGCUCGGUGAUAAGAGGCCACACUACCCAAGAUACAUAACAAGGGCAUAAUGGCAGCGGGCACAAUAGCGGGCAUAAUGAUAGCAAACAAUAGUCAUCGCAGGGUAUAAUAAGAGAAUCAUUGUAGAGCAAGCACAGCAAUAACACCAAAGGCUUGUACAACCCAUUAUAUCAGAAACCAAUGCAGAUUAAUAUUAACUCUACUUUAUAGCAACAAGUCUCGAAGGCAGCACGAGCUUACCUCAACCAAGGAUCAAUUCUAUCAACUCUAUUAAAAUAUCGUGCGGCAGUCUCUCGAUAA
Sclerotinia trifoliorum is the source of this 4997-nucleotide messenger RNA. Lineage: Eukaryota; Fungi; Ascomycota; Leotiomycetes; Helotiales; Sclerotiniaceae. The record is from the annotation of a GenBank genome assembly.